Molecule: messenger RNA, 3183 nt
Organism: Rhododendron vialii
Lineage: Eukaryota; Viridiplantae; Streptophyta; Magnoliopsida; Ericales; Ericaceae
Exons: 7
Coding region: 1-3183 (1060 amino acids)
Source: RefSeq, a predicted model, not a curated record
AUGGACAACCCUUGGGUAAUCGAGUUGGCGAGGCAUUGUGGAACUCAGCCAUCGGGGCUUGAGAAUGAAGAACCGAAGAGCAGGAGAGGACCAAUAGUCAUCGGGUUUCAAGUCGGGGCAAAAAGACCUAGAUAUGCCCAGAAAGGAGCUCGGAGGACUUCCCACACCCCAGAAGAGGACCUUUUCAUUGCACCAACUCGGCACAACUUGGCACACUACACGCAGCAGCAGCAUCUUGGCGCAGAGAAGAAGAAGAUGGAGAAAGAAUUAUUUGUUCUCUUUUUGUUUCAAAAUUUUUCUGAGGAGUCUGUUAAAUUGCGCCUUUUUCCCUUCUCACUGAAAGAUAAAGCAAAGGCAUGGUUAAAUUCUCUACCUUCUGGCUCAAUCACUUCAUGGGACAUCCUCGUUAAAAAGUUUCUUUCAAAAUUCUUUUCAAUGUCAAGAACAACUACUCUAAGGAGGGAGAUUACUGAUUUUUGUCAAGAAGAACAUGAAAAAUUUUAUGAGAGUUGGGAGAGAUUUAAAGAUCUUAUUUUAAAGUGCCCCCCUCAUGGUUAUGAAAUAUGGAGACUAGUUCAAUUUUUUUAUAACGGUUUAACUCAGUCGAACAGCAAUAUGCUUGAGUCAAUGAACGGGGGUGGUUUUCUAAAUCUUAGGGGCGAUGUAGCGUAUGAAUUUCUUGAAAAUUUGUCUGAGAGCUCUCAACAGUGGAAUUUUACUUCUCAUAGAGACAAACAAUCUUCUACACCUAAGAGAGAGGGAUUAUAUGAGGUGAAAGAAGAUUCAGACAUGAAAAUAAAGUUAGAUAAUCUUACUCGAAAGGUUGAGGCGUUAGUUUUAAGUAAAACUAUGGAGUCAGCCAAUCAAGUUCAAAGUGAGGGGUGUUCUCUUUGCGAUAGUCACAUGCACACAAAACAAACAUGUUCUUCCAUUAAUGGAUAUUCUGACAGCUAUGUUGAACAAGCGAACGCACUUAAUAAUUAUGGAAAAUCAUUUGCUAGUCCUUUUUCCGAAACAUACAACCAAAAUUGGCGAAAUCAUCCAAACUUUUCAUGGCGUCAGAACCAACCGUCUACAAAUAUAGGUGGGCAACCAUUCCAUUCAAAAAAUCAAUCUCCCCCAGGUUUUCGUCCUCCUACACAGUCAUAUCCUACUCAAUCUCAGCCUUUUUAUGCUCCAACUCCCGUGUCUCAACCGAACUUCCAAUCUGUUGCACCACAGCAACAAUCAUCCUUAGAGGACACCCUUAAAGCAAUCAUGGCUAAAAUUGAAAAAAAUGAUGCUAAAAUGGAAAAUUCAACUCACUUGCAUGCUCAAGCCAUCGCUAAACUUGAAAAUCAAAUGGGUCAAUUAGCUAGUCAACUUGCAGAGAGAGAGAAAGGGAAGUUUCCGAGUCAAACUCUAGUGAAUCCAAAAGGGCAGUUUUCUAUAGGCACCACCUCUACUCCUUCAAACAAGCAACACCAUGUUCAAUCAAUCAUUACCCUUAGAUCCGGGAAAGAAGUUGAUAAUAAAGUUAGUAUGCCAACAGAGGAAUUCGUUGAAGCUGAAAAAGAAGAAAAUCAUGUUGAUCUUACUAAAGUUCAAGAGUCUAUUUCUCCACCACUUGUAAUAGAGCCACCUAUUAGGAACUUUCUCCUAAGAAAGGUGCACAAUUUGGAGACAAUUCUAGAAGUGUUUAAGCAAGUACAAAUCAAUAUUCCAUUUUUAGAUGCCAUUCAACAAGUGCCCUCGUACGCUAAAUUUUUGAAAGAUCUAGUCACUAUAAAAAGGAAGACAAAUGUUCCAAAGAAGGCGUUUUUAACUGAACAGGUUAGCUCCAUUAUCCAAUGCAAAAUUCCAAUAAAAUAUAAAGACCCUGGUUGUCCAACAAUUUCUUGCGUUAUAGGUAACCAUCAUAUCGAUCAGGCUUUGUUAGAUUUGGGGGCGAGUGUCAAUUUAUUACCUUACUCAGUGUACUCACAAUUAGGGUUAGGAGAGUUAAAACCCACUCAAGUAACACUCCAAUUAGCUGAUAGAUCUGUCAAAAUUCCUAGAGGAGUCAUUGAGGAUGUUCUAAUUAAGGUUGACAAAUUCUAUUUUCCUGUGGACUUCAUAGUCCUUGACACUCAGCCUGUCCAAAACUCUAAUGGGCAAAUUCCUGUUAUUUUAGGGCGUCCUUUCUUAGCCACUUCUAAUGCUUUAAUCAAUUGUAGAAAUGGCGUAAUGAAAUUAUCAUUUGGUAAUAUGACUGUCGAGCUAAAUAUUUUUAAUACAAGCAAGCAACCACUAGAUGAAGAUGAGGUUAGUGCAGUUUGUAUGAUAGACACUUUGGUUGGAAGUACUUUUGUUCAGUCAAGUUAUGAGGAUCCCUUAGAAGCUUGCCUAGCACAUUUUGGGUGUGAAUUUGACAUAGAUGAAUCAAUUGAGCAGGUUAAUGCAUUAUUAGACAAUGCCCCGUUAAUGAGCAUCGAUGAAUGGCAACCAAAAGUGAACCCUCUUCCACUCUCUUCAUCACCACCACUUCCAUCUAUAGUGGAGCCACCUAAGUUAGAACUCAAACCAUUGCCAAACACUCUUAAAUACAAAUUCCUUGGCCUUUGUGAGUCCUUACUAGUAAUCAUAGCUUCUGAUUUGGAUGAUACACAAGAAGGAGAGAUACCUUUGCAUUGGCCCAAACAUGAUAAAUCUAAAUUUUUAUCCAAGGUUAAGUACUUCUUCUGGGAUGAUCCAUACUUGUUUAAAUAUUGCCCUGACCAGAUUAUUAGAAGGUGCAUUCCUGAAAGUGAGGCUUACCGUACGGCAUUUAAAACUCCAAUUGGAAUGUCUCCUUACCGACUUGUCUAUGGCAAGGCAUGUCACUUACCUGUAGAACUAGAACACAAGGCAUAUUGGGCUACCAAAAAACUCAAUUUUGAUCUUGACAAGGCAGGCAUUCGCAGAAAGCUUCAACUUCUUGAGCUAGAGGAAAUUCGGGAUGAUGCUUACGACUGUGCCAAAUCGUACAAGGACCGCAAACUUCGUUCUCGAUGGUCCGGUCCUUUUGUCGUUCGCACUAGCUAUCCGCAUGGGGCAGUUGAAAUUGAGAAUCCAAAAGAUGGUUCCAUGUCUAAAGUGAAUGGGCAACGGUUGAAACAGUUUAUGGAAUUAAAAACCCCAGAAGUAGAGGAAAUCCUUUUAGAGGAUCCUGUUUAUCAGGAUUAA